Cornus florida is the source of this 2594-nucleotide messenger RNA. RefSeq names its product cellulose synthase-like protein E6. The transcript is spliced from 8 exons. Bases 56 to 2269 code for a protein of 737 amino acids. Gene Ontology annotation, cellular component: plasma membrane; trans-Golgi network. Gene Ontology annotation, biological process: cellulose biosynthetic process; plant-type primary cell wall biogenesis. Gene Ontology annotation, molecular function: mannan synthase activity; cellulose synthase (UDP-forming) activity. The record is from RefSeq and is a predicted model, not a curated record. Lineage: Eukaryota; Viridiplantae; Streptophyta; Magnoliopsida; Cornales; Cornaceae.
UUGUCAUCCAUGAAAUAUCAGUGUGUGUUUGUGUGUGUGAGAGAGAGAGAGAGAGAUGGGCAGUCAUGGUGGAGGGGAAGAAGAGGUUCUUCCUUUAUUCGAGACAAAAGAAGCAAGGGGUAGAGUUGCAUAUAGGAUCUUAUCGUCCACAAUAUUAACAGGUAUAUGUUUGAUAUGGGUGUACAGGUUAACAAACAUCCCAACAGCAGAAGAAGCUGGACGGUGGGCUUGGAUUGGCAUGUUCAUGGCCGAACUGUGGUUCGGGUUGUACUGGAUCGUCACUCAAUCUGUUCGUUGGAACGUUAUCUACCGUUUCCCAUUCAAGGACAGGCUCUCCAAGAGGUAUGGGGACAAGUUGCCUGGAGUUGACAUUUUUGUAUGCACGGCUGAUCCCACAAUAGAGCCACCAACAAUGGUGGUUAACACCGUUUUAUCAGUCAUGUCAUACAAUUAUUCGUCGAAAAAAUUGAGCGUUUACCUCUCCGAUGAUGGUGGGUCAGAAUUCACAUUCUAUGCUCUCUUAGAGGCCUCUGCGUUCUCUAAACAUUGGAUACCAUUUUGCAACAAGUUCAAGGUUGAACCAAGGUCUCCGGAAGCCUAUUUUUCUCGGAAUUCUGACACACAAGACACAGCAUUCGAACAAGAAUGGUUGGCUAUUAAGAAACUAUAUGAAGAUAUGAAAAUCCGGAUCGAAACAGCCAUUGAAAAGGGUUGUAUUUCCAAAGAUAUAAGGGAUCAACAUAAAGGAUUCAAAGAAUGGAGCUCUGAAGUAACAAAGAACAAUCACCAGUCAAUAGUGCAGAUUUUAAUUGAUGGAAGGAGCCCCAGUGCAGUGGAUAAUAAUGGACAUCAAUUGCCAACAUUAGUGUAUUUGGCACGAGAGAAGAGGCCUCAAUGGCCUCAUAACUUCAAAGCUGGGUCCAUGAAUGCACUGAUUAGGGUGUCAUCAGAAAUAAGCAAUGGACCGAUCAUCCUCAACGUGGAUUGUGACAUGUACUCCAACAAUUCAGACGCAAUAUUGGAGUCAUUGUGCUUCUUCAUGGACGAAGAGCAAGGCCACCAAAUCUCAUAUGUACAGUAUCCUCAGUGGUACAAUAACAUCACUAAGAAUGAUAUCUAUUCUAGCGUAGCCAAUGCAAUUAAUAAGAUUGAGCUUGCUGGUUUAGAUGGAUGUAGUGGUGCCUUGUAUGGUGGCACUGGAUGCUUUCAUAGGAGAGAGGGUCUUUGUGGAAGGAAGUACUCUAAGGAUCACAGAGCACAAUGGGACAGAGUGACUACUAAAAGUAAAGAUGCUACUGCAGAGAAAUUGGAAGAAGCAUCAAAAGUUCUUGCAAAUUGUAGUUAUGAGAAGGGUACUCAAUGGGGCAUAGAGAUGGGGUUGAUAUAUGGGUGUCCAGUGGAAGAUAUAGUAACAGGGUUGGCAAUCCAAUGCAGGGGAUGGAAAUCUGUUUACUAUAAUCCACAUAAAAAGUCCUUCUUGGGUCUUGCUCCAGCUACAUUAGAUCAAUCUCUUGUUCAGUUCAAGAGGUGGUCUGAGGGCAUGUUUCAGGUUUUCUUCUCCAAGUAUUGCCCUUUCAUUUAUGGGCAUGGGAGGAUCAAAUUUGGUGCCCAAAUGGGACUCUGUAUUUACCUUUUGUGGGCUCCACUUUCCUUUCCCACAUUGUAUUAUGUCAUUGUUCCUUCCCUUUGCUUGCUCCAUGGCAUUCCCUUGUUCCCAAAGGUUUCCAGCCUGUGGUUCUUGCCCUUUGCAUAUGUAUUUGUAGCCAGGAAUGCUUGUAGCAUAUUUGAGGCCAUUAUUUGUGGAGAUACACUCCAAGCAUGGUGGAACGCACAAAGAAUGUUGGUGUUUAGGAGGACGACUUCAUUUUUCUUCGCCUUCAUGGACAACAUUCUCCGGCAACUUGGCUGUCAUCAAACAGCUUUCGCCAUCACGGCUAAGGUGAUCGAUGAUGAUGUGUUGAAGCGAUACGAGCAAGAUAUCUUUGAGUUUGGAAGCUCAUCUGUCAUGACAACCAUUAUAGCAACACUAGCAAUGCUAAAUCUUUUCGGUUUAGCUGAAGGAAUGAAGAGAUUUGUUUGGGAUAUGGAGUUCACUAGUGCUCUUGAAGGUUUGAUCCCAAAUGUUGUUCUUUGCUGGCUAAUAGUUGUGGUUAAUUUACCUGUUUACAAAGCCCUCUUCCUCAGGAGUGACAAGGGUAGCAUGCCAUCAUCUGUUAUGUUCAAGUCUCUGGCCAUAGCUUCACUGGCAUGUCUGGUGCCUGUUUAUUAAAACAAAGGGCAAAUUCAUUGCAAGGAGGGUUAGAUUUACACAAUCUUACAUCGGCAUAGAGAGAGGAUGUAUCCUUAUUUCGAACCAGAAAUCUCUACGUCCCAAUGGAGUAACCUUUACCAUUGCACUAAGGCUCGCCUUCAUAUAAAGUUUAUUGAAACAAUUUUACCGCAUUGCCUUCCCUUGUAUGUCUGGUGUAACAACUUAAUUUAGUAAAAAUUAGUGAUUUUAAUGAGAAUUUCUUUAGUACUUCAUAUAAUUUGUAUUUUUAUUUUUGGGUAAAAUACAUUCAUGUAUCUAGUAAUAUAAGUAGCAUUGUUGUUUC